This is a messenger RNA of Uranotaenia lowii, 1392 nucleotides long. RefSeq lists its product as uncharacterized. The coding region runs from base 1 to 1392 and encodes 463 amino acids. NCBI's taxonomy places the organism in Eukaryota, Metazoa, Arthropoda, Insecta, Diptera, Culicidae. The record is from RefSeq and is a predicted model, not a curated record. The transcript has 3 exons.
AUGACAAGCAUCGAAACCGAGGAGGAGGCGGUGAAGCUAGCUGAUGAGGUAAGAUGGAUCCAUGCGCAAGGAGGUUUCGAGAUCCGAAACUGGCUUUCAAACUCCAGUUAUGUCGUUAAAAGUCUGCAUGAGGAGCCAAUCGUGGAGAAGAACCUGAGUGUCGGUCCGGAGAUGUCAACAGAAAAGGUCCUCGGGAUGUGGUGGGACACUACAACUGACACCUUCGCAUUCAAGUUGUCACCGAAACACGACGCGGAGCUGCUAUCUGGUGCCAGGAUACCUACGAAACGGGAAGUCCUUAGAACCCUGAUGACAAUGAGAUUUGGCGCUCCGUAUCUGAUGUGGGACGACGAGAUCAACGCACGACUAAGCGAAAAGUGGCUGACGUGGAUCGAAACUCUGUCGAAUGUCCGACAGGUCAGGAUUCCUCGUUGCUACCGUACUACGACAUCCGCUGAAUCCAGUAACAGCAUCGAACUCCACAUCUUCUGUGAUGCCAGCGAGAAUGGAAUGGCUGCCGUAGGAUAUUUCAGAUUCGAGGAAGAAGGGAAGGUGGAGUGUGCUCUGAUCGGAUCGAAAACUCGUGUGGCGCCGUUGAAAUUUCUCUCGAUUCCUCGCCUCGAGCUGCAAGCCGCAGUAGUUGGAGCACGUCUCGCCGGCAGCAUUGUGAGUUCGCAUAGAAUCCGGAUCACACGACGCAUUUUCUGGACCGAUUCCCGCGAUGUAGUGUGCUGGCUACGGUCUGAUCAUCGGCGCUAUAGCCAAUUUGUGGCCUUCAGGAUCAGCGAACUGCUCGAUACGACGGAAGUGGGAGAGUGGAGAUGGCUGCCGACUAAGCAGAACGUAGCGGACGAAGGAACUAAGUGGCAAAGGUUGCCGGACUUUCAGCCGGAAAGUCGUCGGUUUCGAGGACCAGACUUCCUACAAGAACCCGAAAAUUCGUGGCCUGGCGAUGCUGGAGAUCAAGAAACGACUAUGGAAGAGAUCCGUGCCAGCGUUCUACACCACCAAGGAACCAAACCACUGAUCAUUUCAUUCGAACGUUUUUCGAAAUGGAAACGACUUUUGCGGUCCAAAACCACCCUAGUAAGAGGCGCUCUGACGCAGGAGGAGUUGAAGCUGGCUGAGAACACGAUCUACCGAUGUGUUCAGCAGCAGGCUUUCCCGGACAAAGUUCGAUUGAUUCGCAGCCGAGUAAAAGAAGAUUCACCUUGGGAACGUACUCUACCGAAAUCCAGUGCGCUAUACAACCUGAAUCCAGUCAUCGAUGAGCACGGUGUUCUACGAAUGCGGGGACGUAUCGGUACCUGUGAAUGGGCAGAUGAGGCUACAAAAGAUCCCGUUAUACUCCCGAGGCAUCAUCAUGUUACCAACCUGUUGAUUGCUGAUUAG